UCUGAGGGUAUAGCUGGUGUAAUCAUUUCAAUGUGUAACUCCCCAUAUAAACAGUGGUUAAAGCACUGGUUUAACCUUAAAAGUAUUGGCAAGCAUGGGGAUGAAUAGAAACUAUGGAAAUGCAUAGUGUCAAGGGCUGGUCGACCAUUGCAAGCUGCAAAAUGACCAUCAGACACACUUCAAUAAGUGUCACGAUGCCACCCUUAAAAGCAUUGCCGUUAGUAUACAAAAGCUGCAUCUAGCAGACUUCAAUGAAUGGCUGCUAGUAGCAGCUCCGUUAGCAGGUGCUUGCAAAACAAGCCAAUUGGAACGCCUGAUUCUUCUCCAAAGUGAUUAGUCCAUUGGUCGUUCUAAACAACACGAUUUAAAAGCAGUAUUGUGUCCUGACCCUGUACAUUAGUACGUGAUUAAAACAAACCCUUCGCAGGCAGGCUCCAAAUGUCACGUUCUGUCAACUCACAUGCAACCUGCUGCAACGUCAGCCCCAGAUACAGCGCAUCGGGGCAGCUACUUCAACCUGAAGCAGUGAUCCCGCCCACCGCUGCACUUAGAAACACAAUCAAGUUGUCAAUCAGAGUGGCUCUGGCCAAUCACUUGGCAGGGGAGCCCCUUGUUGUUCCUAAGAGGUAUUGAUUUUCACACAUGACAGAGCUCGCGGGAGAUACCUAUUGAUUCACCUUUGUACACCUUGUUCGUUUUAACCUGUCUUUGGAUUUCUUGAAAGCACGUUUUUAAAGGCAUGUUUGUUAUUUUUUUUAGACCGAUUACAUUAUUUCAAUAGAACCUGAUUGUGUGUUUUCGGGUUGGAUAUAGUAAUAAUAUGGGCAGUCUUAACAAUAGUGUCUGAUAUGAUGUGCAGUUUUUAAAAAGGCACACUGUAGCGAUUAGUUUGUGUAGCGGGUGCUUUACGCUGAUACGUUUAAAACGGUGAUUCUUGUAUGUAGCAAUUGCACGUUUUAGUAUUAAACAAACAAUCGGCAACAUUACAGGGAUCGUUGUAAUCGGAGUGCAAUGAUGCGAAAUGAUGCGUCUUUAAUAUUAUGAACUUGAAUUGGUACAAUAACUGCUCUCCGGAAAAAGCGGGUAUUUUAAAGGUUUGCUGUAUACAGUACGAGCUCUGUGAAGGACGCAGCUAACACAGCCGAGCGGAAUCGGAGCGCCCCAGCCUCUUCCACCUUUGUGCUGUGAAUUCUUGUCACUCUUGUUUUCCCCCUUAGCAUCUGAAAAGGCAGCCCCGAAUCGAUGGCGCAGAUGUUUCUUUGACAAGACAAUAACGCACAUUACCGACCUUCGUGACUUUGUGCGUACUGCAGAGCUGCAGUGGAGAUGCAGAGGAGACUAGUUCUACUGAACUCAGCCCGUUGGGCACCGCGCCAAACCCCAGCUUUGCCCUGAGGGCCUCAGCCAGAGUUCCAUGCAGCUCCUGGACCCCCUCAACAAGUGUGCACUAGAUGGAGCCUGAGUCCUUGUGAAUUGACAUGGAUGAUGAAGAUGGCACCUGUUUGCUUGAUGUUUUGUGUGACCCCCAAGCCCUGAAUGACUUCUUACAUGGGACUAGUGAGCAGUUGGAGACUGAAGACUUGCUCAUCAACGCUGCUGGGACAGACAGCUCCCUGUUCACUGAUUCCACUAGCCCGGUCUCCCUGCUGGCUGAUGACCCCCCUGUGCAGGACGCCCCUCCCCCGGGCUGUGUGGACCUGUCCUUCCUGGAGGAGACUCUGCUGGGCUCUCCUCCCCGAGCCCCGAGUGAGGGUCCAGGGAGCGAAGAGAGGGGCGAGGAGAGGGAGGAGGAGGAGGAGGAGGUGGAGGUGGAGGAGGCCUGCGAUAUCCUACGACAGAGCCUCCAAGAGGCCGACAUCACUGAGCAAACCCUGGCAGAGGAGGCAGGCCUGGCAGCGGGAGCCCUGACCCAUCCAGGGGAUGUCCUGCCCUUGUAUGAGGCUCCGUCCAGUACCCCCGCCCCUGCCUCCCCCUUCCUGCCCAAAGCACUGACUGUGCACCCGCUAGUGCAUGGGCUGGUGGCAGGCCUCCAGAACGUACCCAAAGACACCCAAGGGGCGGUGGACCCCCCCCAGCCCUCCUUGAUGGCUGUUGGCCCUGGUUGCCCCUCACUCUUGGGAAAGCCAGCCCCUCCCCAGCUUAUGAGCCUCCUCCCAGGGACCGUUUUCCCCACUCCGACCAUGGAGCCGCCUCUCACCCUCAACCCGGCCCACAGCUCCAGUGUUCUGAUCCAGAAGGCCCUGCCGAACUUCAAUGGGAGUUCUCUGUUCACCAGCGCCUCCAUUGCUAAUGCACUCCGAACCAACCCCCAGCCAGGCCUCUUCCUUCCCAGAGGAUCCUUGAUGCCCAUCCAGCCCAAACUACCCACCAGCAUUCAGCCCAGGCUUGUCCAGAUCAGCCCCAAACCUCCUGGCACUGCCAUCACGUCUGCCCAGCAUCCCAACCCUCCAUCGGGGCUAGCCUUCGUCUCUGGUAGUCCCUCACAGAACCUCCUCCUCUCUGGGCCGCCACACAACAGCAUCGUCAAGCAGCAGCAGCAGCAGCAUCCUCCUCCCCAGGGCCUGGCCAAGCCCGUCAGCUUGCAGCUCCUGAACCAAGCCGGCAGCAUCGUCAUCCAGCCCCAGGGCAUCUUCCCAGCCCCCAACCAGUUCAUCCUGCCGGGACAUCUGGCAGGCAACCCCCCAGUGACGAUCCCCCAGCCCACGGCUGGAUUGACCAACCAAAGCUCUGCCGGUCAGCCAGCCCAAGUGGUCAGGCGGAACUCCUCUGGUCAGUUGGUGGACACAUCCCAGAUCCUCCCCGGGCAGUUGAAUUUUGGACCGGUGUUCACAACGCCCAGUGGUCAGUUGGCAGUGAGGCAGGGCACCAUCCUCUCGGGCCCCCUCCAGUUCCAGCCUGGUAUCUUCCAGAUGCCAGCCCACCUGGCCGGAGCUUUCACCCCCCAGCCGCCUGGGCCUCGAGGGGGAGCAACGACUGUGCAGCCGCCCCAAACCCUGCUCCACAGCGCCCCCUUGGCAAACCAUAUCACAGUGCUCAAUAGCUCUGCAGUACUGGGUCGAGCAGUGAGUGUCCAGCACAGCGCAGACCUGGCCUCGCUGUCUAUUGUGAAUGGACAGCCCGUGGUCCCGGGACAGCGGCCCACACUGACUUCUCUGUUAGGGGCAGAGGGAGCCCCCAGAGCUCAGCCCUCAGCAGCACACAGAGAGGAGAGUGUGCUUGGACUGCAGGGACCCCUCAGUAAUGGGCAGCUCCUACACCUGCAACAGUCUCAAGUUCAGAACCAAAUCCACCUCCAGACUGCAAACCAAAUCCAGCCCCAGUCCCAAACUCAGCUACAGAUCCUGCCUGCGGCGGCGCUCCAGUCGCAGGCUGUGUCCUCACUCCAGGCCCAAGCUUCAGCUCAGCUGCUGGACCCGGCUGCUCUUGUGAAGGACAGCCUGCCGUCAGAGCCAGCAGGCCCAGGCCCCCGAGAUGUUACUGGGAACAGCGCCGACCCCAAACAGCUCGCAGUACAGCAUCUGCAGCAGCAGGUCCUGCAGUUGCCAGACCCGCCUCCCACCAGCAACAGUGUAACCACUCCCUCCCUGCUUACUGGCCAAACAGUGAGCCUGCCAUCCACACCAACCAAUCACAGAGAGACAGCAGCCCCCACUAAUCCUGUGAUUGGACAAGCAGUGACCCUCUCUUCUCCGUUGGCCAAUCAGAGGCAGGCAGUGACACCCACUCCCCCAGUGAAUGGACAGGCAGGGGCCCUGUCCUCCCCUCUCCUCGGACAGACAGUGACCCUCACAAGCUCACAGAGUAGGGCGACUGUGACCCUGCUGACCCCAGUGAGCCCCCCAGAGACUCACCUGCCCCCCUCUGUGCAGCAGUCUGGUCUCCCCGUGCAGCCUCAGACACCUCCCCAGAUACCGUGCCAGAGCAAGCCCUCUGCUGUCAUUUCGGUGGACAGAAAGCUGAGCCUCGGGGUUGAACCCGAAUCCCGACAAAUUCAGGGGCUGGUCCAGGGCCUACAUAGCAAGCCACUGGGGCAGGCAGGACCACAGCGUCCAGCCCUGACGGUGAGUGUGGAGAGGUGUGUCGUCAGUCAGCUCACAAGACAAAGGUUUCAGGAGCAGUUGCGCUGUCAUCAGAGCUCUGUGAUGGAUCCUGACUGCACGUCUGCAUUCGUCUCGCUCCAGGACACACUCUGCCGACUCCUCCCCUACCACACCUGCAUGGGGUCCCUGCCCUCGACAGGGGAAUUCCACAUAGUGGAUGAGCAGUUUGGAGCGGUGUCCAGCCUGCUGCUGAAACGCACCCAGGAGAUGCUGAGCAAGUACCGUCUGCUGCUGCUUCAGGAGGCCAGGCAGGUGAGUCCGUCGGCAGAGAUGGUCAUGCUGGAGCGCUUGUUCCUGCAGGACGAGAGGAGUGGGCUGGGAGAGGAGCGGAGCAGAGCCAAGCUGGACCCGGACGGCUACAUCGCCUCAUUGUACAAACCUGCUUCCAGCCUCUCUCCGGCCGCUCCGCCUGUCACGGCCCCUGGCUCAUCUGUGAUCUCUCCCCUGCGCGGGGCCUCCAGACUGGGCCGGGGCAGCCCGCCCUGCUCCCCUCCUCGAGGGCUGAGGACAUACCCUUCCAGCAGCCGGGGGGGGCUGAAACUCACCAUAAAGCAGGAGGCUGGCUCCAGGAAAGUGGUGCGCAACUCAGCCUGUGAGUCCCAGGGAGAGGCCACUACAGCUGAGCAGAGCCGGGAGUGUUUGGGGGGGCUGACGAAUGGGAACUCCACUCGGGGACAGCGAUGGGAAGGUUUGGAUUUCAGGGAAGCUCUCCUUCCUCCUGCCUCCCCCCCUCUGGUCCCCAAAGCUAUGGAUCGGCAAGACUUAUUUGAUGCCUACCGGAAUGGGCCGCUGGCAGAGCGGAUAUCGGUGGCGCAGGCUGGGCCCCUGGUGAAGCAGCAGGAGGCGGCAGGGCCUGUGUUUUCUGGCCGAAGGACGGUAGAAGACUCUCUGGAGGCCUCCUGGGGCCAACCCCCUCCCCAUGCCAAGCGCCCGCGAUCAGAGGCAGAGGAGCCGGGCUGCCGGAGCCCCCCGGAUGACAGUGCCCUCACUGAGGACCUCCAGAGUGCCAUCGACAGCAUCCUGCUGCUGCAGAGACUGCAGGGCCAAACAGCCCCAUCCGAGCCCCCACUGCAGGACUUCCAGGGCUGUGGGACCUCAGCGCUGGAGGAGGCUGUCAACAGCAUCCUGGAGGAGCAGAUGUAGCUAGAGGUCAGGCGGGACACAUAGAGUGUGCGACUCGGGCUGGGGUGCAGUUUGAGUGAUGGUACCACUUUACUUAUACAGUAAAACCUCUCAUAGCCAAACAAGAACCGUAAAAAGAUAUUCUUCCCCUUUGCCUGUAAAUAUAUAACAUCUAGUAGUUGUUAGAUACUGAGAUCCCAGAGAUUGAGAGCUGAAAAGUGCAUUUUCUAUGACAAGGCAGGAGAGCAAAGCAUACAACAGGGCGGGUUACCAGGUGUUGCUCGGAGGAUAACAGAGGUUUUACUGGAGUGGCUUUAAGAAGUAUGGAAUGACAAGUGAUGAGGACAUAUACGUUGAGCUGAAUAUGCCAAAAACGUCAGUCAUCUUCUGUCCCAUUGUUUUGUUGGUUUUGUCCAAUCAAAACUAAAAAACAUGGUAGGGUUUCAUUUUGACUCAAAGGCUUUCUCAUGGUCUUCAAUUUGUUAUUUAGAACUUCUUAAUCUGCCAAAGUUAAAUUCACAUGCAUCUCAGCCAAAACUGAUCAAAACUAAUCAAAACUGAGAACUAAAACCUAAAUUAUUAAUUUAUUAAAUCUUAUCCUGAAUGCGUUAUUCUCUGUGCUCUUGUAUCAAAUGAUUCGUUAUGAAGAAACCAUACUUCAUAAAACUAAAAUGUCUAGUGCCGGCGCAAAGUAAUCUGUUAGUGUUUUAGUCUGUCAGACUGUUACAGUGUCUUUCUCAAGACAUUUGUCUCAGUUGUCAACUGGACUGAAGUUCCAUUGGUUUUAUUAAUAUGUUAUCAUUUUGUUAAUAUUAUAUUGAAAGACGAGGGCAAUUUGAUAAAAUGAUUCUCCAAUGAUGUCAGCAAUGAGGAAACCCAAAGGCAAAGCAUGGGGUGAGAACAAACAGUUCCACUAAUAGAGCUGUUGUUUUGAAACUGUUACAAUAAUAUAUUGAGGACCAGCAUUGCCAAUAUUAGUGCAAAAUUGACUACAUUCAUUUAUUAAUUAAAAAGGAUUUAACAAGGGAAAUCAAUGGAUUUUAAAAUAUAUACUUUUCCGUAUACUUUUCUUAAAAGAACAUUCCUGGGUGUCAUAGUGCCACACAUUGUUAUUCAUUUUAUACACGCAGUGAAACUGAACAAAGACAUGCACAGAACUGUAGUUCUGAGGCAAUUUCACUUUAAUAUUGAGAUUACUGUACUUCAGUAGCUAAGGGCAGCCCCCACAGCCAGAGUGAAUGAGGAUCAGUGUAUUGCAUUGAAUUGAUAGUGAAUGUUAAACUUUCUGGCUACUGGAAGAAGCAAUUAUUGUCGGGGGAGUGCUCUCCUUAUAAGACUUAUAAGUUUUAUAGUAAAUUCUGUUUCCUUCACAGCACUCACAUUCCCAAUUGAAAAGGAAGCAGCAAUUGACCAGCUUCCUGUAUAGAUUUACAUAUAUAUUUAUAUAGUUAUUUAAAUAGUUCUUAAGGUAUUAUUUGGUGUGGUAUGUAAAAUAUUAAAAUGACUUGUUUUUAGUUUGUAAAUCAAUCCAAAGCACUUUUUUUAUUGAAGAUUGCUGAAUAAUUUGACCCCGUGUUUCUCCCCAGUUUAGAAUGUUCAAUUCCACUUCCUCACUGCAGCAAUUCCCCACACAGCUCAGGAGGACUGAAGCUCAGUGGAGGUCCUCCCAGCCCAUGACCAAGCCAGCUUCCUCUACUACCCCCAGGAACUCGAGGCCAUGCAGGUGGGCACCUGAUCCCACCAGACUCCUGGCCAGCAGGGGCCGCUGUAGCGCAGUGAGGAGAUACAGUCCGUGGCGAUUUCCCAAACCCUGAAGGAGUGCCAGAGCCAGUGCUUCCAGAGGAAUCCAUAGUCAAUAUCCACAUUCAAGAAGCGCUCCACUGACUGUAUGAUUGGACACCUUGCGGUCGUGCCUUUCCCAAGUGAGUCACUGAGAGAUCCAAUCCAGAGCACUUUCAGCCGUUGCCUGUUAGAAAUGGCAUUGUUGCCGUUCAGACUCACGCGGUGCCUGUUUAUUUUUCUCACUACCUGUAUUCAGUGUUUGGGCUGUUGUACAUAUUGACAGGCUAGUCACAUAGGACUGACAGUAGGCAGUUCAGUAGUCUGUUAGGACGCUUGUAAUUCCCUAAAUAUGCCUUGAUAUAGCAGCUACAGUUUGGCAUGUCCUUUUCAAAUAAAUCUUAACUUAACAGCCGACUGUGCUGUACUACAAAUUGAACCUGCUUGAGCUCCUUUGCGUUACCCUGGUGUGCCUGCUUUUCAAAGCUAACAGUACUAAUUGUGUGUAACUUUACAAUUUGCUCAUUGUAUUUUGAUCCCAGAAUGUUCUUUCAGCAGCUGUAGAACAGUGAGUGCUUGAGAUACAGGAGAUACACUGCUCUGUUAGCAUUGGCAACAUUGCCGCACACUUUUUGUAGUUCUUAUUCUGUUCUUGCCCCUUUUUGACUGGGUUGCUUUUUCCAGUACAACACUUCCACAUUUGGAAAGGGUUAAAGAUGUAAUGUUUUCUUUGUUUCAGGUCCUACUAUUUAGAAAUACUGAAAGAAACCAGUUCAGUGACAAAUGUCUUUCUGAAUGGCUUUAGUCAAGCCAAAACCAGCGCAGAGGGUACCAGGGGCAAUGUUGCUAGUGUGAAUACUUAACACUUUUUAACACCUUGCUUAGAAGUAGGGCUUCUGUUUUUUGUUUUUUGAAUUUUAUUUUUCAGUUCAUAUUUUUUGCUAUUUACAAGAUACCCCGAAAUCUGUCAGGGGCUUUCGCUUUUUAUAUACUGGAUGAAAUUAUUGUUUUCGGUUACUUUCCAAAAUGC
Molecule: messenger RNA, 8031 nt
Organism: Polyodon spathula (Mississippi paddlefish)
Lineage: Eukaryota; Metazoa; Chordata; Actinopteri; Acipenseriformes; Polyodontidae
Product: BRD4-interacting chromatin-remodeling complex-associated protein
Exons: 14
Coding region: 1479-5243 (1254 amino acids)
Biological process (GO): positive regulation of DNA-templated transcription
Cellular component (GO): SWI/SNF complex
Source: RefSeq, a predicted model, not a curated record